This is a messenger RNA of Pelecanus crispus (Dalmatian pelican), 1720 nucleotides long. The record is from RefSeq and is a predicted model, not a curated record. Lineage: Eukaryota; Metazoa; Chordata; Aves; Pelecaniformes; Pelecanidae.
GUGCCUCCUGUGAAAAUGAAAGGUGGACCCAAAGCUCCAUUUCAGGUGGUAGGGCUGCAGCAGGCUUGGCGAGAGGAUGGCUUGGCCUUAUAUGCUUGUCUAAUGCCAGCAGAUGAGUCUUCAGCCCAGAACAGCACCAAGAUCCAGAAGAUAAAAGCAGUGGAGAAGGUGUUUGCGGUGCCAAAUGGAUUUUACUGGCAAACAGUUGAAACUGAUGAAGAAUACUUCCCUAAUAGCAGCAACAUCGAGGCUUGCAGAGAUAUAGACACUGAGGUUGCCAUGGUAUUGCUGUUUGAAAAUCUCUUCCAAAGUCCCCUAGCUGCCCAUCACAUGUUGCAGCUGGUACUCAGUUCUGGUCUGGAUAUCUGUGGACUCCGCCUGCUCUAUCCUCAGCAGGAUGUGCUGCUCUCUAGCUCAGAAAAGCUGCCUUCUCCCUAUACUUCAAAGACUGGUAAGGUGCCACCAGUGCUGGCAUUAGGUGUGAGAGGGCCUAAAGCACGUAGCACCUUGCAGAAUAUCAUUGGGCCGUCUGACCCGCAGCUGGCAAGUGUGACAGACUGCAGUUCCAUCAAUGCCAACUACUGCAGGAGCCAAGCAGAGCCUCUUGCCUACCUGCCGCACCUGGACAGCUGUGUGCACAGGGACCUGUGCCUCUGCUCUCGGAGUCCUUCAUCAACUAGGGCAGAAGCAGAUGAAGAAAAGGUUCAUCUCCAGGGCACAGUGUUGUCUCGACCUCCAGCGAUGCUUGUCUCAACUACCAAAGGGGACAUCAUUUUGUUGGUGUCACCUGUGGUAUCUCCUCAUGCAUACGGUAACGUGAUUUCGGUCUGUACUCAUCGGGGGUUUGUUCUGCAAGGAAUCAGACAGCUGCAGCUUUCACCCAAGCAAGCCAUUGUGCUGAGCAUGACAAAAAGUCAGAUUGCUGUAUUUUGCCCUAGCAAGAUUUCAAGUUCACCUGAUACCAGCUCUACAAGAGGUGAGCUGUCUGCUGAUCCACGCAUGCACUGUCUCAUUUUGUUGCUGAGAAAGGAGAAUGCUAGUCAUCACAUUCCUGCGUUGGUAAAAGGACUGAUGAAUGAACUGGCAAAGCAAGGCCUCCCUGGCAACGGGCAGAGCAACCUGCCUGCCACUGCUGGGCUGGACCCUUCCAUGUGUUUUCAUGUGGCUCCUUACACCGAGACCUUGCUGCAGACACUGGGAGGAAACCUCAGUGCAGUGCCAGAGCCCCGCAACAUUCCUAUUGAUCUUUUCUGCAAUCAAACAUAUGCUUCUGAUCCUGAAAUGGAGCAAGUUGUCAUGCUGACGCUGGUUGGAGUGGACACUAUGAAGAGUGCCGGAGAGCUCCUUCAUCAGAUUCUUCUUCCUGGGCACAAUAAUCAAUCUCAGAGUGCAGAAGAACCUGAUUCAGGAUUUGAGCUCCUAGGUCUCAAGUGGUUGCCCCAUCUCACUCGAUCUCAGGCCAGAGAAAUAACCCCUUUUGAGGUUGGAGACACUUCCUGGCGAAGAAGCCUUGAUACACUGAUGUCAAACCCAGUCCUUGUGUGUGCAUUACGGCGGAUCAAUGCCUUCAAAGUUCUUGCAGAUGCAUUGAAGAGAUUAGCACAAUGCAGGGAGAAGCUAAGCAAAAGUGGCAGUCUUCUACAGACAGUAAUGGCCUUGACCCCAGAGGUGACAAUCAGACAAGCCAUCCUCUUCUUCACAGAGGCAGAUUUUGUAACUG